Molecule: messenger RNA, 1073 nt
Organism: Anguilla anguilla (European eel)
Lineage: Eukaryota; Metazoa; Chordata; Actinopteri; Anguilliformes; Anguillidae
Product: fibroblast growth factor-binding protein 1-like
Exons: 2
Coding region: 1-771 (256 amino acids)
Biological process (GO): cell-cell signaling
Molecular function (GO): growth factor binding
Source: RefSeq, a predicted model, not a curated record
AUGCAACUACUUCAGGUGUUCAUGAGCGCGAGUAUCUCAGUUCCUCACGUGCGCACUUGGUCAUUGGUUUCCUUGCUCCUUUUGGAAACGCACACAACCGGGGAGGACAUGGUGAUCCUAAACCACUUUGCACUGCUGCUGCUUCUCGCCUGCGUCGCCCAGCACUUCCUUGUAAUUGACUGUCAGAAGGGUCAGGGAAGAACGGGGAGAAGAGAUGGGAGAGGAAGAGAAAGUGGAGGUGAAGACCGUCAACCAGAGAAGCCUCUGGCCGACGGCAACGGCAAGACUCAAAGCGGAAAGGCUUUCUUGAAGGGGAAGUUCUCUACCAAAGACAAAACUCAAUGCACGUGGUUAGCCGACGAAGAGGACACCGUUACCCUUGGCGUUGUCUGCCAGAAAGGCGGGGUUGGUUUCAACUGUGAGUACUCCGCCAGACCUGCUACCUGUGCGCCGUACGCGUCCAACGUCAAGCAGUACUGGAAACAAAUCGCUCGCGCGCUAAAGAAGCAGAAGAACAUCUGCCAGGACGCCGCGGCGCUGGUCAAAGCUGGCAUGUGCAAGAAAGCCCCCAGGGACGCCCAUUUCAAACUGAGAAUCAGCGAGGCACCACCUCCGGUUGUACAGCCCGAAAACACGAGGCAGUCUUCAUCGGACAAUAAGUCGUGUUCAGAUAAAGUUGAUCAAAAGAAACUAGCUGAAGAAUACUGCAGUGGCUCCUGGGUCACCUUUUGUAAUUUCUUUUUUACAAUGGUACAAAGCGAGGACUGCUAAGUGACUAACAAUCUGUUGUAAGUAGUCGAUCCCCCGUGCUGAAAUGCUUUGCUCAGUGCGAUUGUGUCUCCUGAACUUUCUCAUGCCGCACGCGUAAGGGGCAGUCGAAUAUUUCUCAAUUACGGAUUGUAAAUACUAUGUUUUUUACAAGCAGAUAUCAGGCAUAAUGUUAACUAUAUGAAGCUGCACUGUUUGAAAUUAGUUUUGCCACGUUUAUUUUUACACUCUCUACCUUAUCUGUCCUUAAACUACACUUCUGUAUUUAUGUUGUAAAAAAUACUAAAUAAAUAUUUUUUAUUGAA